AAGUAGUUUAUUAAUGUAUUUCCCUCAAACAAUAAUGAAGAAAAAGUGGGAAGCCAAAGUGUCCACAACCUUACUAAGCAGUAAAUCACACCAAAUUUGGCCACUUUUGAAGGAUUUCUUCAACAUCCACAAAUAUUUCAGUAGCCUUUCCAACUCAAAUGGCAUCCAUGGCACUAAUGGUGAGGUUGGUUGUAUCAGAUUAUGCAUUGGCUCUUCUAUCCCACCAACAAAGGGUUGUGAUCCAAAGAUCAACGGUGGAGAGGUGGUUAGCUGGUCAAAGGAGAGACUAAUAGCCGUUGAUGAAGUCAACAUGAGAUUAAGCUAUGAGAUUGUGGACUCAAACAUUGGAUUCACUUCAUAUGUAUCAACGGUCAAGAUUAUCCAAGGAGGUGACGAAGGGUGUGUGAUUGAGUGGUCAUUCACCGUUGAUCCAGUUCAAGGGCUGAGAUUUGAGGAUUUGGUGAAGAAAUAUGAAUCGGGUUUGCACCGGAUGGCUAAGACAAUGGAAGAUUCUCUUGAAAAUCCUUAAGAAAAUUAUGCACAUUAUCUUUUAUUUUUGUGAAAUCUUUGUCAAUAAUUGUAUUGGAGUCAAUAUCUUUUCAUUUGUUUCCUUAUUUUAUUAUUUUGGUGAAAUCAUAUACUCGGCCUUCUUAUCGACAACUUAACGAUGUCUUGAUAUAGUGGUUAAAACCGAGGGUACAUGUAAAAUAAGAUUUACAGUAAAACUGAUCUUGUAGGUUAACGCAUUUUUAUGGUAAAGUCUUAAAAAGUCGAUACCCAAGACCUUA
Spinacia oleracea (spinach) is the source of this 788-nucleotide messenger RNA. Its product is annotated as lachrymatory-factor synthase. NCBI's taxonomy places the organism in Eukaryota, Viridiplantae, Streptophyta, Magnoliopsida, Caryophyllales, Amaranthaceae. The record is from RefSeq and is a predicted model, not a curated record. Bases 14 to 529 code for a protein of 171 amino acids. The transcript has a single exon.